Messenger RNA from Solanum verrucosum, 417 nucleotides. RefSeq lists its product as uncharacterized. The transcript is spliced from 2 exons. Lineage: Eukaryota; Viridiplantae; Streptophyta; Magnoliopsida; Solanales; Solanaceae. The record is from RefSeq and is a predicted model, not a curated record. The coding region runs from base 1 to 417 and encodes 138 amino acids.
AUGAUUGACAAUCACAGAGGUUGGCAUGAGAUGUUGCCAUAUGUUUUGUUGGGAUACAGAACGACAAUCAUAACGCCAAUAGGAGCUACUCCAUACUUGUUGGUUCGCAAGUGGAUUGAUCAGUUAACAUUGAUUGAUGAGAAGAGAAUGAUUGCUGUUUGUCAUGGCCAAUUGUAUCAACAGAGAAUGAUUCGUACUUUGAACAAAAAAAUGAGAUCUCGAACAUUCGAAGAAGGACAAUUGGUCCUCAAACGCAUCUUCCCCUAUCAAAAUGAGUAUAAGGGAAAAUUUGCAUCAAAUUGGCAAGGACCAUACAUGGUUCGUAAAGUGUUAUCUGGAGGUGCCUUGAUCCUGUCGGAGAUGGAUGGCCAGGAGUGGCCAAAACCAAUCAACUCAAAUGCUGUCAAGAGAUACUAA